This is a messenger RNA of Cavia porcellus (domestic guinea pig), 957 nucleotides long. Its product is annotated as olfactory receptor 8B8-like. Gene Ontology annotation, biological process: sensory perception of smell; G protein-coupled receptor signaling pathway. The record is from RefSeq and is a predicted model, not a curated record. The transcript has a single exon. Gene Ontology annotation, molecular function: odorant binding; G protein-coupled receptor activity; olfactory receptor activity. Bases 10 to 957 code for a protein of 315 amino acids. Gene Ontology annotation, cellular component: membrane. NCBI's taxonomy places the organism in Eukaryota, Metazoa, Chordata, Mammalia, Rodentia, Caviidae.
CUCACAGAAAUGGUGCAGGGAAGAAUGGCUUCGCACAAUGGCUCUUCAGUGACUGAGUUUGUUCUGCUGGGUUUAACACAACAGCCAGAGCUCCAGCUGCCUCUCUUCCUCCUCUUCUUGGGAAUCUAUGUGGUCUCCGUGCUGGGGAACCUGGGCUUGACUGUUCUCAUAGGUCUGAAUCCUCAUCUGCAUACUCCCAUGUACUACUUUCUCUUCCACCUCUCCUUCAUCGAUCUCUGCUACUCCUCAGUCAUAACUCCGAGAAUGCUGAUGAGUUUCCUAAAUCAAGACAUCAUCCCUUACCCUGAGUGUAUGGCUCAGCUCUUUUUCUUUGCUUUCUUUGCAAUUGAUGAGUGCUGUAUUUUGACCUCCAUGGCCUAUGACAGAUAUGUGGCCAUCUGUAAGCCCCUGCUUUACAAGGUUAUCAUGUCCCAUCGGGUCUGCUUCAUGAUGACAGUUGGUGUGUAUGCAAUGGGCUUUGUGUGUGCCAUGGCCCACACAGGGUGUAUGCUCAGACUAACGUUCUGUGGCAGCAAUGUUAUUAAUCACUACAUGUGUGACAUCCCUCCUCUCCUGCGGCUGUCCUGCUCAAGUACCUCCAUUAAUGAGGCAGUGGUGUUCAUUUUGGUGAGUGUCAAUGUUACAGGCCACAGUCUUGUCAUCUUUAUUUCUUAUACUUUGAUUCUCUCUAAUAUUUUCUCUAUCCAUUCUAGAAAAGGCAGAUCCAAAGCCUUCCACACCUGCAGCUCUCACAUCAUUGCUGUUUCUUUUUUCUUUGGAGCAGCAACACUCAUGUACCUUAAGCCUUCUCCUGCAGAGGCUCUGGAUCAAGAUAAAUUAUCCUCUGUUUUUUAUACUAUUAUGGAGCCAAUGAUUAAUCCUUUAGUCUACAGUUUGAGGAACAAGGAUGUCCAUAUUGCACUAAAAAAGACUUUGAAGAAAAGGAUUCGUUCUUAA